AUUGAUUUCCAUCAAUUUAAUUAUUUUUCCCUAUCAAUUCAAUGAUCAAUUUUUUUUCUCCAUCUUUCAAAAUCAUCAAUGAUGAGUUUGUAACAAUUUGUAUGAAUUUGAAAAAAAAAUUGAAUUUUUUUGUUCAUACAAGCUUUGGAUCAUGUGUUUGAUCUGUGUUGAUCAAUUUGGUUGAUUGUUUAUAUAUAGAUAUCUCAAUGAUGCAUCAUGAUUAGGAAAAAAAUAAAAAAGUUUAGAUUUUUUUGGAAAAGAUUCUGAGUUUUUUUGUAUAUAUAAUGAAGCUUGUGGUUCGUGUGAUUGAGGCAAAAAACUUGGUGGGUUUGGAUUCAAAUGGGUUGAGUGAACUAUAUGUGCAGUUAAAGCUAGGAAGACAAAAAUAUAGAACAAAGGUGAUAAAGAAUUUGACACCAAUUUGGGAUGAACAAUUCUAUUUUAGUGUUGAUGACCUUAAAGAAAAGCUUGUUAUUUCUCUUAAGGAUGUUAAAGAUGAAGAGAAGUUCAUUCAUAAUCAUUUGGUUGCAAGACUUAAACUCCCUAUCUCAAGUGUUUUCGAGGAGGAAAAUAAGUCGCUCGGCGAUGUUUGGUAUUCGUUGAAAUCCAAAAAGAAGAAGUUCAAGAACAAGGAGGGUGGUGAGAUUCAUUUGAGUAUAUUUAUUUCUCAAAAUCAUGCAUCGAAUCAUGCAUCCAAUCAUGCAUCGACGGAAUCAAAUGCUUCUAGUGAUCAGUUAUCACAUUCAAGAAAACCUAGUGAUGCGGUUACCUGUUCUCCUUCACACUCAAAAACACUUAGUGAUGCGGUUACCGGUACUCCUUCACAUUCAAGAAAACUUAGUGAUGCGGUUACCUGUACUCCUUCACAUUCAAGAAAACUUAGUGAUGCGGUUACAUAUUCUCCUUCACAAUCAUCCAAUGGGCGUUCGAACUCAUCUUCGCCUGUAAGGGAAGAGAUUACUCCUUCUAAGGAUGAGAAAAGUUCACAAAAAACAUUUGCCAGCCGACUUGCUCAAAUAUUUAAUAAAAUUUCUGACGGGCCUUCAGUUUCGUCCAAUAUAAGCAUGGACUAUGACUUAUCGGAGACGGAUAAGGUUGAAGCUGGUGAGAUUAAAACCGAGGACCAGACUUCUGAUGGAACUUUUGAAGAAAUUGUGAGAAAAAUGCAGUCUGCAGAUCAAGAAAGUGAAAUUCCUAGCAACUUACCGGGAGGGGUUCUUAUCGAUCAAUUAUAUGUUAUUGCAACAGAAGACUUGAAUGUGUUACUAUUUUCACCUAAUUCAAGUUUUCCCAAGUCAAUAUCGGAAGUACAAGGUACUACCGACGUGCAAAUGGGUCCUUGGAAGUUAGAGAGUGAGAAUAAAGUCUUGAAAAGAUCGCUUACGUACAUCAAGGCCGCCACUAAAUUAAUGAAGGCUAUAAAAGGCUAUGAGGAACAAACGUAUUUAAAAGCCGACGGGAAGAACUUUGCGGUUCUAGCAAGUGUUAGCACUCCAGAUGUUAUGUAUGGAAGCACGUUCAAGGCGGAAGUACUUUACGUGAUCACUCCUGGACCCGAGUUGUCAUCAGAAGAACAAUGUUCACGAUUGGUGAUAUCGUGGAGAAUGAAUUUCUUACAAAGCACCAUGAUGAAAGGAGUGAUAGAAAACGGAGCUCGACAAGGUAUGAAGGAAUCCUUCGAUCAGUAUGCCAUUUUGUUAUCUCAAACCGUUAAGCCUGUUGACUCAAAGGAUCUCGGUUCCACCAAGGAACAAGCUUUAGCGGCGUUAAAGGCAGAGCCUCUUUCAGAAUGGAAAUUCGCAAUGCAUUAUUUCGCUAAUUUCACAUUCAUCUCAACUUUCUUAAUGGGGUUGUAUGUUCUUAUCCACAUCUGGUUGGCUACACCUACCACGAUUCAAGGGCUCGAGUCUUAUGGACUUGACUUGCCGGAUUCAAUUAGUGAAUUCGCUGUUUGUGCUAUUUUGACUCUUCAAGGUCAACGCAUGUGGGCUUUGAUCUUGCGUUUCAUGCGAGCUAGAUCACGAAAAGGUAGUGAUCAUGGAAUUAAAGCACGAGGAGAUGGAUGGCUACUAACCGUGGCCAUAAUUGAAGGAAGCAAUUUGCCGGCUAUUGAUUCGACCAGACUUUGUAAUCCAUAUAUUGUUUUUACUUGCAAUGGAAAAACAAGAGGUAGCUCAAUCAAGUUCCGCACGUCUGAUCCUUUAUGGAAUGAGAUAUUUGAAUUUGAUGCAAUGGACGAGCCUCCAUCUGUGUUGGAAUUGGAAGUUAAUGAUUUUGACGGACCCUUUGACGAACCUCAAUCUCUAGGACAUGCGGAAAUCAACUUCCUUAAAACAAACAUAUCAGAUCUUGCUGAUUUAUGGGUGUCUCUUGAAGGAAAGUUAGCUCUAGCAUGCCACACUAAAGUGCACUUAAGAAUUUUCUUGGACAACACUAGAGGCGGGAAUGUUGUAAAACACUAUUUAAGUAAAAUGGAGAAAGAAGUCGGGAAGAAGAUUAAUUUGCGAUCUCCUCAAACAAAUUCAGCCUUUCAGAAACUCUUCGGACUUCCACCCGAGGAAUUUCUCAUCAAUGAUUUCACCUGUCAUUUGAAAAGAAAAAUGCCCCUACAGGGUCGUCUAUUCGUUUCGGCAAGAAUAAUGGGAUUUCAUGCAAAUUUGUUUGGACACAAGACAAGAUUCUUUUUGCUUUGGGAAGACAUUGAAGACAUACAGGUCAUUCCUCCUACAUUUUCAUCAAUGGGCAGUCCAAUAAUUGUCGUAACUCUUCGUCCAGGGAGAGGCGUGGAUGCGAAACACGGUGCAAAAACGCAAGAUGACCAAGGCAGACUCAAGUUCCAUUUCCAAUCUUUUGUGUCUUUCAAUGUCGCAAACAGGACUAUCAUGGCUCUCUGGAAGGCCAGAUCUUUGAGUAUUGAACAAAAGGUCCAAUUAGUUGAAGACGACCCUGAAAACGAAAGUGUUAAUAGCGAAGAGAGUGUAACACUCAUUGGCAGCGAAGACGUUAGUAUGUCUGAAGUUCAUUCUUGUUCUGUUCAAGUUCCUGUCAGUUUCUUUAUGGAGCUAUUUAGUGGAGGCGAGUUGGACUGUCGGAUCAUGGAAAAAUCUGGCUGUGCUAAUUAUUCUUCUACCCCUUGGGUAUCCGAGAACAACAAUGUAUAUGAAAGGGCGGUAUAUUACAAAUUUGAAAAACGUAUUUCGCGUUAUAAAGUCGAAGUAACGAGUACUCAACAAAAAUCUCUUUUGGAUGGAAAUGGUUGCCUUUUGGAAGAAGUUAUGAACUUUCACGGAGUUCCUCUCGGUGAUUAUUUUAAUUUGCACCUUCGCUAUCAAAUUAACGAGUUAGUCCAAAAAACGAAGGGAUGUAAAGUUCAAGUAUUAUUUGGAAUUGAGUGGUUGAAAAAUACAAAACAUCAGAAAAGGAUUACAAAGAACCUUUUAAAAAAUCUACAAGAGCGAUUAAGGUUGACAAUUAGUUUAGUUGAGAAAGAGUUUUUGGAAAGAAUAGGAAAUCGAGCUAAUAUUCUGACAACAUCGUGAUCCUAACUUCACUACAUAUCGACGUAUGAAACUUGAUAGCGCUGUCUGUCGAUAAUCUCAUGAUCAGAAUGUCUUGCAGAUCACUUCUUCUCUUUCGAUGGUGAUAAAAUCAGAGCUAUAAUGAUGCUGAAAAAUCAUUAAACAAGGUUAAUGAUUGGAGAUAUUACUAACUGUUUUGUUGUAAAUGAUAAGUUAGAGUGUAGCAUUGUUAGAUAUCAAAAUUUUGGUUCUUCUGUGUUGUAUCGUUAACAAGAGUCAUGGAUGUUGUAUCGUAUCAUUAAACAAUGUCUAUGUUUGUAUAAUAUCUUGUUGUAAAGUUUGGUUUUA
This is a messenger RNA of Vicia villosa (hairy vetch), 3866 nucleotides long. RefSeq names its product C2 and GRAM domain-containing protein At1g03370-like. Bases 285 to 3539 code for a protein of 1084 amino acids. The transcript has 9 exons. NCBI's taxonomy places the organism in Eukaryota, Viridiplantae, Streptophyta, Magnoliopsida, Fabales, Fabaceae. The record is from RefSeq and is a predicted model, not a curated record.